CAGCCAGUCUCUAACUUUUUGCCCCAGAGCUGAAAUGAAGGAGAGAAAUUCACCGUUUUUAGUCAUGAAUUAGAGAUGUGUCCACGGGAAGGACAAGAAAUGUAUAGACGCAGGAGUCGACAUGGCGUGACGUCAGUCUAAUAGUUUCUAUCCAUCAAAUAUCCACGAGGCAAUCAUUCACUGAUGAAUCCUGACCAGCCAGGACAGUUCUGUCUCGUUGACCUCAAUCAAUCACCUCCCCCGUGGAGGGGGGAAAUAAAAAUGGAGUCGGGCGGUAUGGCGGAGGGGGAGGAGGCCAUGAGUCAGGAGGACUGGAAGGAGAAGUGUAUGGUGCUGGAGGCGCUGCUCAUGAAGUUCAGAGUGCAAAUCAUCAAGAUUCGAGAGCUCACCGCUGACAAGAUACAACAACUGGAGACUCAGGUGAUCGAUGCAGAAAAACGGGCCUUCACCGCUCACCAACAGGUGCAGUGGAUGGAGGAGAAGCUGAAAGCUCCAGACAGUCAGUCCGGAGACUCAGAGGUGCGUUUGUUUCAGCGGUGCCAGGAGCUGCAGGCCCUGGUGCAAGAGAAGGAGGAUGUCAUCACCCAGCUGGAGCAGCAGCUGGAGGAACAGAAACAGAUCCGACUUCAGGAUGCCAAAACAGUGGAGGAGAAAGCAGCAAAGAUCAAGGAAUGGGUGAUGCUGAAGUUGUCAGAGUUUGAGGUGGAGAACGCAGCAUUGCGAGAAACCAACAAGCAACAGGAGGCUCAGAUCGAGGAGUUACAGAGACAAGUACAAGCCUUUGAGCAGAAGUACAGUGGUGGACGGGGAGUCCUGUGCAGACCAGGUGAGGCCCAGCGUCUCAGCAGCCUGACGUUCGGCUGUUUCCAGGUGAGGGGGAAGAACCCGCAGGUCCUUACGGGACCGGCACCCUCCCAGAGGACCCUGAGCACCCAGGUAGAGACUGCAGAGUGCAGAGACAAAACUGAGAAGAUUGGUAAGCACACAGCCUCCUCUGGGACAGACGGUAAAGUCCAGAGACCUGACCAGACUCUGGAGGAUGACAGUGCGUCUGAAAGCCUGGGUGAGAGUGCGUCUGCACCCGCAUCUCGUGGCGUCUCCUCCGUCCUCUCCAGCGCUGCCUCAGAGGGGGAGGGAGGAGGAUUGUGCGAGGGCAGAGGAGGAGGUGGAGUGUGUGGUCUGGAGUUCAGCCGGCCCGGCAGCGAGACCUACCUGACCGCUUCGGACGACAGCAGCUCCCUGUUUGACGAUGACAUGCAGCGUGCUGAGCGGCCCGGCUUCAGCCUGCUGGGGUCAUCGGAUGGGACACUGGGAGGGUGUAAGGAGGGAGGUGAGGACGGGCACAGGGCCAAGCUGGAGGACUGCACCUCUGAGGAGCUCAACAAACGUUUCCAGUCACAGAGGCUUGACUCCUCGUCAUCUUCCAGCGAGCCUAACACCCCCAGCCCCAUCCUCACACCAGCCCUCACCCCUAAACGACCCAACCCACCCCAGGACCUAAGGGACAACCCCGCCUCACCCAAACAGCCCCGGCUGCGGACACCAGCUGGGUUUGGGUUGAUGAAUGUGGCUCUGGCCAAGAAACACCUGAGCCAGCCUCCAAUCAGCAGCGAGGCAGCGUACGGACAAACGCGUAACGCUCUCAGCAUGCUGCGCCCGCUCCGACCACAGGAAACUGACCUCGACCAGGAGCAGGAGGUUGGCAUGGAGACGGGAAGAGACACACCUCUUCAAGGCCUCACCAGCUCACAAGCUGCGCCUACUUUUCCAUCAUUGCAGACCUCACCUGGUUCGACUGAAGCUGGUACGGAGAUCAGCCCAGAGAGGCAAGACUGUGACAGCUCAGGACCUGGAAACAAACCUCCUACACCCCCUUUACACAGGCUGCCCUCCUGGGAGAGUCGUAUCUAUGCUGUGGCUAAAUCAGGAAUCCGACUGUCUGAGACGUCGUGCACAGACUCUGCUAGCAAAGACCCCUCCCUCCAGUCCUCCUAUCCUGCCUUCGUAAUGUACACAUCCCUCAUCUAUAAAAACAUGACUACUCCAGUUUACACUACUCUGAAGGGGAAAGCCACUCUGCUGAGCAGCAGCCCGUUCUCAGACGAGUCGUCCAGCUCCGAGGAGUCAUCUAGUUCAGGAGAGGAGGACGGCUCCCUCUGCAGCUCUCACGCCUCCUCCAGCUCCCGCAAAGACAGCAGCCCAGGCAGCCCGCGCUCUCUCAAGAGAGCUGUGUCCAUGUCUUCAAUGACAUCAGAGAGUGACUAUGCCAUCCCUCCUGAUGCCUACUCCACCGACACAGAGUGCUCUGAACCAGAGCAGAAACUACCCAAGACCUGCUCUGCAGCCAGUGACAACGGCAAGAGUGAACCAAUGGAGAAAUCAGGCUACCUGUUGAAGAUGGUGAAGACCUGGAAGAAAACUUGGAAGAGACGCUGGUUUGUCCUCAAAGAUGGAGAGCUGCUCUACUAUAAAUCACCUAGUGACGUGAUCAGGAAACCUCAGGGACAGAUCGAGGUCAACGCCACCAGCAGCAUCGCUCGUGGAGACGGAAAACAAGUUCUCCAGAUAGUGACAGGAAAGCGUGUGUACUACCUGAAGGCUGACUCUCCUAACCUGCUGGAGGAGUGGCUCAGGGUGCUGCAGAGCGUGCUCAGGGUCAAAGCUGCCAGUCCUCUCUUCACCCAGCCGGACAUUCGCCCCGGCAUGAAAGGACUGCUCAUCAAGGUGAAGCAUGGAUACUCUAAGCGGGUUUGGUGUGCUCUGAUUGGCAAAACCUUAUACUAUUUCCGCAGCCAAGAGGACAAGUUCCCCCUGGGUCAGAUUAAGCUGUGGGAGGCCCGGGUGGAGGAGGUAGACAGGUCAAGAGAUUCAGAUGAUGACCUGAAGUCCUGUGGGCGGGGCUUACAGUCCACACCUUUCACAAUCGCCAUCCACCCACAGGAGCAAGGCCCGACCUACCUGCUCAUCGAGUCCCGCCAUGAAAAGGAUUCAUGGCUGUACCAUCUGUCUGUGGCAGCGGGCACCACAGUGGGUAAAGUCGGCACUGAGUUCGAACAACUGGUGGGAAAACUCUUCCAACUGGAUGGAGAUCCAAACUCUCAGAGCUGGAGACAUCCCAUGUUGUGUUUCAGUAAGGAAGCUCUGUUGUCUCCUCUCACCACCCUGCCUUCACAGGCUCUGCAGACAGAAGCCGUUAAACUCUUUAAGACCUGUCAGCUUUUCAUCAAUGUGGCCAUUGACGCUCCGGCCAUUGACUACCAUGUCUCACUGGCCCAGAGUGCCCUGCAGGUGUGUCUGGCCCACCCCGAGCUUCAGAAUGAGUUCUUCUGCCAGCUCAUCAAACAGACCCGCAGGAGGCAGCCACACGGCCACGCAGGACCGCUGCAGGGCUGGCAGUUUCUAGCCCUGUGCGUGGGUCUGUUUCUGCCUCAGCAUCCGUUCCUCUGGCUGCUCCAGGUUCACCUCAAUAGACACGGGGACUCCAGGACUGAGGUGGGUAAGUAUGCCAUCUACUGCCAGCGCUCUAUGGAGCGGACCCAGCAAAAGGGUGAGAGGCAGGCCAGGCCGUCCCGUAUGGAGAUCCUGUCCAUCCUCCUGAGGAAUCCCUAUCAUCACUCCCUGCCAUUCAGCGUCCCCGUUCACUUCCUCAAUAACACCUACCAGGUAGUGAGCUUCGAUGCUUCGACCACAGUGGACGAGUUCCAGUGUCGCCUCAACCAGGACACGGGCAUGAGGAAAACGGGGCUUUCUGGUUUUAGCUUGUACACUGAUGACCCUACUGGGAGAGAGCUGGAACACUGCCUGCAAGGAGGCAUCAAGAUUUGCGACAUCAUUUCCAAAUGGGAGCAAGCGUCAAAGGAGCAGCACACCGGCAAGUCAGAAAACACCAGGACAGUUCGCCUCACCUACAAGAACAGGCUGUACUUCUCUCUCCAGGUCAGGGGGGAGUCAGAAAGGGAGAGGUUGCUGCUGGCUUAUCAGACUAAUGAGGCCAUUGUGGCUGGACACUUCCCCGUCAACAAGGAACUGGCUCUGGAGAUGGCUGCCCUGCUGGCUCAGGUGGAGUUUGGGGAUUUUGAGCGUCCCUUCUCUGCUCCUGGAUCAGCUCCAACGAAGUCUAACCAAACCCUGAAACAGGUUCUGGACAGAUUCUAUCCUAAACAUUACCGCCGGAGCACAUCUGAGGAGCAGCUCAGACAACUGCUGCAGCGCCUCUCUGCCCGCUGGGCCUCGCUCAGAGGUCGAAGUUCACCGGAGUGUGUCAGGAUCUACCUGACCGUUGCCAGGAAGUGGCCUUUCUUUGGUGCCAAAUUAUUUGAAGCGGAGUCCAUCACAUCCUCUCCAGAGCAAGGUGUACGUAUUUGGCUGGCGGUGCAUGAAGACGGUAUCAGUGUCCUGGAGCAUAACUCUGUUAAACCGCUGGUGUCCCACCCCUACAAGAACCUGAUGACGUUUGGAGGCUGCAAACAGGACUUCAUGCUGGUCGUGGGACAGAGCAUCGGUACCAACACUAGCAAAGACAAACCUACAGAGAAGCAUCUGUUCGCUAUGGACGCCUCCAAGAUCAGAGAGAUCACCCUCCUCAUCUCCAGUUACGUCAACAGCGCUCACCAGCAAAAGGCCGCCGCUCACCAUCUUUCCGCCCCGGCUCUGAUGGUGGCCCAGCCUGUCAGCCUGAAGAGCAAGGAGCUGAGGAGCAAAUCCCCCCCGGCACUGGGACGCCCCAGCAAGGCACCCACGCUGCUGUGAUGGUCACGAAAACGUCACGCCCUGAUCCCUCUGAGAAAUGUUCACUUUACUGAGCUGCCUUUUUUUUAUGUAUUUAAAAUUUUAAAUGAAAUUACAGCCACAAUAGGCCUAAUUCCAUUCUUAUACAGCCCUUCUUGCAAUAAUUUACAGAUAUCAGGAAGUGCUGUGACCUUUAAUUUUACCCAGUUAACUCCUGAAUGGUGCCUCCUGUAGAGAACAUCUGACAUUUGGAUCUAAAACUGGAGCUGUCAGCAUACAUAGGUACAAAGGUGGCAAAAGUCUUUACUUAACAUUCUCCAAGGUACAUUUUCUGUCUCUCUGAUGAAUGUGUCGCUUUUAUGUGCUGACUACAAAGAGGAAAAAAAUCAACAGGAUUUACUGACAGACUGAGCAAGCGUUGUGAAAUGUCUCAUUAAUCUAUCUGUGCCGUGUGGUACAUUUCCUUUAGUAAGAAUGCUGUUUGAAGUACAUUUUUUCUAGUCCCUCCUUAAAAAAAUAAUGCACAGUCAUACGCAGUGUAGAAGAGGUAAUGACGCUUUGUUAAGGAAUCAUUUACUGUAAGUACGUUUUUACUGUCCUCCUGUAGGGCAUAAUCACUCAAACAGGAAGUAGAACCCUUCUGCUUUCAUCAGGAUACUGCAAUAAUAAAAAGAAA
Larimichthys crocea (large yellow croaker) is the source of this 5404-nucleotide messenger RNA. It is a transcript of the gene plekhh2, whose product is annotated as pleckstrin homology domain containing, family H (with MyTH4 domain) member 2. Gene Ontology annotation, cellular component: cytoplasm; cytoskeleton. Gene Ontology annotation, biological process: negative regulation of actin filament depolymerization. NCBI's taxonomy places the organism in Eukaryota, Metazoa, Chordata, Actinopteri, Sciaenidae. The coding region runs from base 184 to 4749 and encodes 1521 amino acids. Gene Ontology annotation, molecular function: actin binding. The record is from RefSeq and is a predicted model, not a curated record. The transcript is spliced from 31 exons.